Messenger RNA from Drosophila subobscura, 573 nucleotides. RefSeq lists its product as uncharacterized. Gene Ontology annotation, cellular component: ribonuclease P complex. Gene Ontology annotation, biological process: tRNA 5'-leader removal. Gene Ontology annotation, molecular function: ribonuclease P RNA binding. The transcript has 3 exons. NCBI's taxonomy places the organism in Eukaryota, Metazoa, Arthropoda, Insecta, Diptera, Drosophilidae. The record is from RefSeq and is a predicted model, not a curated record. The coding region runs from base 14 to 496 and encodes 160 amino acids.
GUGUAUUUUUGAAAUGUAUAUUUCGGUAUCGAUAGCUCCCCGAUCACUGCGCUGCAACAUGGUGCGAAUCAAAAAUAGGUACAUAGCGGUGCAAAUUGUGCCCUAUGCACCCAAAAAGACACUGGGUUUGAAGGAUCACAUCCUGUCCAAGUGCAUUUUGCAGAACGUGGAGAAGCACUAUGGCGUCUACGGACUCGGCGUUGUAGAGCAAGGGUUUCGUGUUAAAUAUUGCAAUGAACGCACCAAAAUAGCCGUUAUACGCUGUGUGCAUCGUGGCCAACGUUUCGUGUCGAGCAUGCUACCGCUGAUUACUCUGAUAGGCGACGUGCGAGCCAAGUUCCGCACGCUGUACAUUGGCGCCACAAUUAUACAGUGCAACAAGUUCAUCAUUAAACAUCAGAAGCAGUUCUUGGAUCGCUUCAUGGGUCAAGUGGAGUCCGCCAAGGAACGGCAGGAUCUCUUCAAGCGUGUAAUGGAGUUGGAUAUGGAUAGAUAGAAACUGAUUUGUAUAGUAUAUAAUUAAGUAAUUGUAGUACAUAGCUUUCUUGUAGAAGGCGGUUGUUCCGAUUUCAC